This is a messenger RNA of Symbiodinium necroappetens, 430 nucleotides long. Lineage: Eukaryota; Dinophyceae; Suessiales; Symbiodiniaceae. The record is from the annotation of a GenBank genome assembly.
AUGGUGAGCAUUGGAGAGCUGAUCGUCCUUUUCGUCGUCACAUAUAUGUGCUUCUUAGCGCAGCCGCGGGUAUUCUACGCCUUAUCAAUGCAUGACCUUCUUCCGAGAAGGUUCCGGGACCUGGACGAGCACGGCACCCCCUGGUUUGCAACACUGUGGACCGGCUUGCUCCUCGUAGCCUGCGGGGCGCUGCUUCCCUUUAGCACCUUGGCCAAUGCCAUCUCCGGCGGUGUUUGCGUGGCUUUCAACCUAGUGAACUGCUCGCUCAUCGUUAUGAGAGGAGGGCGGGUGGCUCUGGUUGCCUUCAACCUGUUCUCGUUCCUUGCAGCCGUGCUGCUGCAGCAUGGUGGGCAAGGACUGCUGGCAUGGUCUCGAAUAGCUUCGCUCGCCUGUUCCAUUGUGACCUUGCUAGCCCUCGUCACGGCCCAAG